UAGUUUGGUGGGGAACACUGCACUCGGCUCACUCUGCUAGUGAGUUGGUGGGAAGAGGCCGGCUGAACCAGUACCUCUCUUCCGACCGGCGUCCCCCUGAGCGUCUACAACACCAUGGCGGAACGCGGCUGUUGGUUGUUCUUCGUCAUUAUUGCUGCCUUGGCAUUCGUCCUCGUGCCGAGUAUAUACUCUAGUAAACCUGCGCCGUCUGCUUCGCCCUCGACACCCACCUUGUCCACGCUUCUGAACCUUCCCACCACCAAGCCCAAGAACACGAGGCAAGGAUUUCCUGGGAGCAUUCGUCUUCCUAAAACAAUUCGGCCCCUGCGAUAUGAGAUUCGCCUCCGGCCUUACCUGAGUGGGGACUUCAAGGUAGAAGGGGAGGUGAAGAUUGACGUGAUGGUGCAAGUUCCGACCCAAUUCGUAAUCCUCCACAUGGCUGAUAUUAUCACCCUCAACCACACGGCCAAGGUAGUGAUGACAGAAGGCAACAAAGGAAUUGGGAUCGUGGCUCAGCGGCACUCCGUCUCCGACAUGCUUUAUGUUGCAGAGCUGGAGGAAGAGCUUUUAAAAGGAAGCAACUACACCUUCUCCAUCAGCUUCUUGGGUACUCUUGGCCAGAGCCCGCGAGGUUUUUACAGAUCUUUCUACACCAAAGAAAACGGAAAUAUCAGCUGGGUGGCGUCAACGCAAUUCCAGGCAAUAGAUGCGCGGCGAGCCUUUCCUUGCUUCGAUGAGCCAGAGAUGAAGGCCACGUUCAAGAUCUUCCUAGCGAGAAAGGAAGGGAUGACGGCGCUCUCUAACAUGCCUCUCCUCCACACCACUGCCAUUGACGGAGAGGAGGGCUGGUUUUGGGACGAGUUCGAGGAGUCUGUGUUAAUGCCAGUCUACCUUGUCGCCUUCGCCAUCUCGGACUUCUCCAAGCGCGAGGUGAGCGUCGGGAAAGACAACUCGACGCUGAUCAGAGCCUGGGUGAGAGAAGCAUCUCUUUCAAAGCUUGACCUCGGGAUCGAAGCGUCCGCCGUGGGUCUUGACUUCCUAAGAAAGUAUUUCGAGGUUCCCUACCCACUCCCAAAGCUAGAUAUGAUUUGUCCCCCUGAGAUGAGUCCUAACGCCAUGGAGAACUGGGGACUCAUCACUUACAGGGAGGCCUCGCUCCUGUAUACCCCUGGUAAGUCUUCGCUGAGAGAGAGGGAGUGGACAACGUACCUGGUGGGACACGAGCUUGCGCACAUGUGGUUCGGGAACUUGGUCACCUUCAAGUGGUGGAACGACCUGUGGCUGAAUGAGGGUUUCGCCACCUAUGUUGGAACGGUUGCCAUGGACCAGAUUGAGCCGGGAUGGGGCGCCCUGGAUCAGUUUGUGGUUAAGAAACAGCAGUCCGUGAUGGCCCUGGACGCCCUCAGAUCCUCACACCCUGUCAGCGUCCCUGUGCCCGACCCUGCAAUCAUGAAUGAGAUUUUUGACACCAUCACCUACAACAAAGGUGCGUCCGUUAUCCGCAUGAUGAGCAAGUUCCUGACAGAGAGAGUCUUCAGGAGUGGCCUCAGGAACUACCUCACCACCCUGAUGUUCAAGAACGCCGAGCAGGAUGAUCUGUGGCACUAUCUGACGGAGGCGGCGCACGAGGCCGGUACGUUGAGCCGCAACCUUACUGUCAAGACCAUCAUGGACACUUGGACGCUUCAGAUGGGCUUCCCCGUGGUGACCGUGACACGAAUCAAUAACACCACAGCUACCGUCACUCAGGAAUACUUCAAAUUAGACGAUAACACUCUCUGUCCCACUACUCCUUCCUCGUCCAAUCCCUCCACAUCCCCACCUCCUCCCGUCAAGAGCUGGUGGGUUCCCCUGACAUACACAUCAGGAGAGAAGCCAAACUUCAAUGACACGCGGGUGAAGCUUUGGAUGGCUGCCGGGGAGGAGCCACAGACUUAUGAAGUGACUGUGCCUGACUCCUCACACUGGGUCAUCUUCAACAUACUCCAGUCUGCCUACUACAGAGUCAACUACGAUGAGGCCAACUGGAAGCUCCUGGCACUGCAGCUUCAGAACCACCAUGUGAUCCACGCCAUUAACAGAGCCCAGAUUAUCGAUGACGCAUUCAACUUGGCUCGGGCAGGCCGUCUGUCUUACGAGAUGGUGUUAGAUCUGAUAUCCUACCUCGCACAAGAAAGGGAAUACGUGCCCUGGAGCGCCACUUUCAGUAAUCUCCAGUAUAUUUACUCUAUGUUCCACCGUGAUCCGGCCUAUGGCGCCCUUAAAGAUUACAUUCUCUCUCUUAUCCAACCACUUUACGAGAACAUUGGGACAGAGGAGCAGCCUUCAGAUUCCCUCCAGACUCAGCAGUUGCGGUCUGACAUGCUGACCUGGGCAUGUCGCCUGGGUCACGUCCACUGCCGCAAUAUGUCACUCAGUCUUUAUCGGCAAUGGAUGGCUGACCCGAUAGGCUUCAAGGGCAUAUCCCCCAACUUCAUGGAGGCUGUGGGGUGCACGGCCCUGGAGGCGGGUGGGGAGGCCGAGUGGAGUUUUGCGUGGAAGCAGCCCCAAAUGAAAGACGUUCUCGGGUGCACGCAGGAGUUGUGGAUGUUGAUGCGUUAUCUGGAAGGAGGGUUCAACGCAUCGUCGGGAAUCCGCCGUCAGGACGCGGCAAUAACUUUCCGCAGGGUGGCCACACAAGGCACAGGCGCCGUCUUGGCCUGGGAUUACAUGCGCGCCAAUUGGGAACGCAUAGUUGAUUACAUCGGCACCACGUUCUUUGCCCUUCCCAGGAUGGUGGAGGACGUCACCAGGUCAUUCAACACCCGCCAGCAGCUGCAAGAGCUCCAGGCAUUCCAAAAGCAAUACAGCAGCCGACUACUGACCGCCACCACCGCGGUGCAGCAAGCCGUGGAGGCCACCAGAAUCAACGUGGCUUGGAUGAACAAAAAUAGGAUGUUCAUUGUGGACUGGCUGGCAGGGCACGGCUACACCUCAAACCUAGAUAGCCUCUAGUUUAGGCUCACCUGUGGAUGACCACUUCAAUAGCUAAAUUAAUUUUAGUUUAGCCUGCAAGUAAACGGUUUUCUGUAACCUGAAGUAGUAAAAAAUGGCAUUUUUUGAUGCGUAGACUUUUAAUGGAAGAGCGCUUUUACUAAAACAAAUAAUGCAAAGUAUUCGUAAUUACGCUAACACAAAGGUGAAAUGUAUGGAGAAGUAAAAUAAGGAAAGAUUGUUUUAAUUCUUGUGA
Molecule: messenger RNA, 3229 nt
Organism: Scylla paramamosain (green mud crab)
Lineage: Eukaryota; Metazoa; Arthropoda; Malacostraca; Decapoda; Portunidae
Product: aminopeptidase N-like
Biological process (GO): peptide catabolic process; proteolysis
Cellular component (GO): cytoplasm
Molecular function (GO): metalloaminopeptidase activity; peptide binding; zinc ion binding
Source: RefSeq, a predicted model, not a curated record